CUCAAGCGUCCCUUGGGGAGCAUUCCCCCAACCCGCCCUUCUCGCGGUUCGCAGGGAGCCUUAGCUAUAGCCUCGCGCGCGCCUCGCUUCCCCGGGCCCCAGGGGGCGCGCGCCGCCUGCCUCCGCGUUCCGAAGGCGAACGGUGGAACGUUUGAGUUUCCACGGCAACGCCACGCUUCCCCUUCCGGACAGCUGUGGUCGCGGGGUGAUCGGGACAGCGGGGGCCGGGGGCGCGGCCGGCCUGUGAGUGGAGGCGGGGAGACCAGCCCGCAUCCCCCCAGGAUGCCGCUGAAGGUGGUGGUGGAGCUGCAGAUCCACGCGGUGAGGCGGGUGCAGGGCCAGAACUAGCCAGGGCAGCGAGCGAGGGAGGGGUAGGGCAAAAAGUGGACAGGGCUCCAAGGGGCGGGAGCAGCACAUACAACCUUCCCAGAUCACUUGCCCUGGUGUGUUCCUGCCGGAGAAGCAUGACAUUUACCUCAGUGUCUGCAUCAUGGGCCAAUACAAGGAGACAGAGUGCCUUCCUCCAAUUUUCCCUCUCUUGUUUCAUGAGAAGAUGUGGUUUGAAAAGGUAUUUGAAAGUGCUGUAGACCCUGCUGCUGUAACAGAGAUGCUUGAAAGCAAUGUAACAACGUUUGGAUUAAUUCAACUAGUAUCUUCAGUGGGGGACAGUCUCGCUUUUUAUGAAGAGAAUACUCGAGAUUUUCUCUUCCCAGAGCCCAAGCUGACUCCUGUGUAUCCUGGUGUGGAGAGAGAGUUACUAAUGAAAACAUCUCCUAGUUUCACAGGAAUUGCACCAAAAAUAGAAUUUUCUACAAGAACAACCAUUACUGAGCUUCCACUUCAAUAUAGAAAGCAGUUUUAUCAGGGCAGAAACAGAAUGAGGAUACAAAGAUCUGCCUCUGUAUCACCCAGGCGAAGGAGCAUUUCACCAGCACGAUAUAAGACAACAAAGAAAAAGGAUAAUAAGAUCUGUAAGAGUCUUACAAGGUUAUUAAGAUCCCGCUCUCCAUCUCCAAAUGCUACAAAGCACCUGUGUCAGUUCUGCAAAGAAAACCAACAGCAGCAGUCAAGGCUAAGCCUGGGAUCUGUUGGGUACAAACUGGAUGAUGAAACCAGGCCACCAUUUGUUGUUAGACACGUAGACAGUUCUAACCCAUUUGGUGAAAAAUCUUCGUCACAGUUACUUUAUCGAAAUCCAAAACAAAAUGUGAGCUCAGCAAAGAAUUCGCUUGAAUUUCAAUUGAAACGAGCUUUAUCUUUUGAUAGCUGUGAAGCAUCAAAUUCCUCAGUUAAGGUUAUCAGGGAACCGGAUGAACAGGCCACAUCUGAACAUGAUUCAUCAUCUCUUGAAACAGAUGAACUUGUAAAUUACCCAGGCAGUUCUCCUACUCAAGGAGAUUUGACAUUUCACCGCACAGCGUCAUUUGCCACCUCCCCACAUUACAGAUCACCUAGUCCUGUUCGGAGUCCCUCUCCUCUGCAACACAGGUUAUACUCCAAUCCUCAUUUCAGUUGGGAAAAGAUCCACAAGAGAGUGCAGAAUCUCCUAACCUCAAACCAGGCAAAGCAGAGACUUUCCUUUGGAGCCACUGAUUCUGAAAUUGAUGAUGUCCUUGAAAGAAGGUCCAUCUCUUUGAGGAGUUCCCCUCAGGAUGAUUCACUGGAGCAAAGAUAUUACUAAGUAGUUGUCAUCAGAAAGCAGAGACAACUCAACAACUGCUGGACUCCAAUUUGAAGAGUUGAGAGGACGUCUCCAUCUCAGAGUUGAUGAUGUGUAUCCAGGGGUUCAUUUUCUGUGUGGUGUUAUGUCUAAUCUCUUUCUUAAAGUGAGACUCUGUAUUGUGCUGGAUAAGCACGGCUGAUUAAAUGAUUGCAGUGUGUGGCUCAGAUAUCAUUUUCAUAUGAGUGUACAUCUAUUAGCUCAUUAAGGACUAAAAAUAAUAAUAAUGGUGCUGCAGAUCUUUGAGCUUUGGUUGUUGGCAGAAUUUUCUGCAAGUAUCACAUUUGGAAUUACCUUACUUGUGACUGUUCCAGCAUUAGAACUGACUAUCUAGAAUGAGUUGCUUUUUUCAGAAGUCAGUUCUCUUCUCAAUAUAUGCACAUCAUUCUCGUUGGUGCACUUGUAUAGAGAGGAAACAAGACCCUUUGAAUACUGAAUUACUGUAUGACAUACAUUUUUUCAGACAACCAGUUAAAAUGAACCUGUGUUAAAUGUGUAUCCUUUCUUGAAACAUUUCUUUUAAUAAAAUAUUUCAAAUAA
This is a messenger RNA of Chrysemys picta bellii (western painted turtle), 2260 nucleotides long. RefSeq names its product spermatogenesis associated 6 like (gene SPATA6L). Gene Ontology annotation, molecular function: myosin light chain binding. NCBI's taxonomy places the organism in Eukaryota, Metazoa, Chordata, Testudines, Emydidae. The record is from RefSeq and is a predicted model, not a curated record. Gene Ontology annotation, biological process: spermatogenesis.